Molecule: messenger RNA, 1053 nt
Organism: Microplitis mediator
Lineage: Eukaryota; Metazoa; Arthropoda; Insecta; Hymenoptera; Braconidae
Product: ankyrin repeat domain-containing protein 36C-like
Exons: 1
Coding region: 1-1053 (350 amino acids)
Molecular function (GO): protein binding
Source: RefSeq, a predicted model, not a curated record
AUGAAUCUCGAUAGUGCAGAACUUCCUGGUGUUUAUUUUUACAGAUCCUUAGAGUUAGCAAUUGAGCAAAAUAACAAAGACAAAGUUGAGCUUAUAAUUAAAAAGAUCGUUGAUGUGGAUACUGUGGCACCUGAGGAUAGUCCUACUUGUAUCGAUUCACUAUUACAAAUUGCUAUUCACAAACGUAAAGACAAGAUGGUUGAGCUGCUUCUAAAAAAUAAUGCCAACCCUAAUGUUCGUAUUCCAAUGCUUGAAAUACCACUUAUGGUUGCUACGUACCAAGAGGACUUAAGAAUGAUGCAGCUCCUCAUUGCGUAUGGGGCAAAUGUUAACGAUUUAUCGGAAAGAUUAGAGAAAAAAACUUCUCUUCAUGUUGCCGUCCAAGGCUAUAACGUGAAAGUAGUUGAAUUAUUGUUGAAUGAUAUUACAAUUGAUGUAAAUAUAACGUCUGCUAAUGGAAAUUCAGUGCUUCAUGACGCAGUUGAAAGAGUCAUCGGUAUUGAUAUCACGAAACAUCUUCUUGAUGCUGGUGUUGACAUUAAUUUAAAAAACCAUAUCGGUAGAACAGCAUUUGAUUCAAUAAAUUUCAAUUCACCAAAACUUACAAGGACAUUGAAAGAGCAUAUUGUAAAGCUUAGUGCGGCCUCUUUUUAUGUAAGUGAAAAAAAUUUAGCACUUAUAGCGGACAGCGAAAAACUUAGUGAAGUGCGUAAUAAGUGUAUGAAAGAAAUUGAAAACAUGAAAAAAAAAAUGAUUGGUAGUAGUAAUUUCACAUAUUAUGAUUUAUUGCGUAAAUGUGAACAUAAAUUGGCUGUUGGGUUAAAACAUGUUCCUAAUAAUAUUAUUUUGGAUUUGGACAUUCCAUCGAUUUUCCCACUAUACGGUAAAAUGAUAACUUACCGUUUAAGGAGAGUGUUAGGACGACAAAAUCUUUUAAUUGAUGUCACUGAUUUAGUAUAUGAUAUUUUUAAUGACAUUCGCCUACCAAGUACUUUUACAAGUAUGAUUUUUAAAUAUCUUACUAAUGGAGAUUUAAAGAAAUUAGUCAUUUAG